CAACCUCCUGCAUGGUUUUCCGUAGGGAAUGUAUGCAUGCACAGUUUAUUUAGAAAUCUUUUCAAAUUAAGCUGUUAAUUUAGCUAUUUUGACACGUCCUUGGCGACCUAACAGCAAGAUUUAUAUACACAUCCUAGAUAUGGCAGGGGUUAUCCGGAGGCUUGACGAAGUGGUUGUGAAUCGUAUUGCAGCUGGAGAAGUUAUUCAAAGGCCUGCAAACGCGAUUAAAGAAAUGAUUGAGAACUGUUUGGAUGCAAAGUCUACAAACAUCCAGGUGACCGUAAAAGAUGGAGGGCUGAAGUUGAUCCAGAUACAGGAUAACGGCACGGGCAUCCGAAAGGAGGACAUGGACAUUGUUUGCGAGCGCUUCACAACGAGCAAACUACAGACAUUCGAGGAUCUCUCUACCAUAGCAACCUACGGUUUCAGAGGAGAGGCACUUGCCAGCAUAAGUCAUGUGGCACAUGUCACAAUAACAACCAAAACAGCAGAUGCAAAAUGUGCCUACAGAGCCAGCUAUAGUGAUGGGAAGCCGAAAGCCCCACCAAAACCGUGUGCUGGCAACCAGGGCACUCAGAUCUCUGUGGAGGACCUCUUCUAUAAUAUUACCACCAGGAGGAAAGCUCUGAAGAACCCUAGUGAGGAGUACUCCAGGAUUGUGGAGGUGGUUAGCAGGUAUGCCAUCCACAAUUCUGGGAAGAGUUUCACUGUUAAAAAGCAAGGUGAGCUGGUAGCUGAUGUCAAGACUCUACCCAAUGCCACCAUACUGGACAAUAUUCGGGUGAUAUUUGGCGCGAAUGUGAGUAGGGAGCUGAUAGAGAUUGGUUGUGAGGAUCAGAAGUUGGCUUUUAAGUUGAAUGGCUACAUCUCCAAUGCCAACUACUCAGUGAAGAAGUGCAUUCUCAUCCUCUUCAUCAAUCAUCGCUUGGUGGAGUCCAGUGCCCUGAAGAAGGCCAUUGAGACAGUUUAUACUGCUUACCUCCCAAAGAAUACCCACCCUUUUCUUUAUCUCAGCUUAGAGAUCGCCCCCCACAACAUUGACGUGAACGUCCACCCCACCAAACACGAGGUGCACUUCCUGCAUGAAGACUGCAUCAUAGAGAGCGUCCAGAAGCACGUUGAGAGUAAACUACUCGGCUCUAAUACCUCUCGCACCUACUUUACACAGACGCUGCUUCCUGGUCUGCCCGCCUCCACCAGCGACCUCAAGCCACCUGGCUCAUCCUCCGAGGCCAGUGAGCGGGUUUACGCCCACCAGCUGGUCCGCACCGACUCCAAGGCCCAGAAGUUGGAUGCCUUCCUGCAGCCUGUUGCCAAGCUUCCUCCUAUCGCCUCAUCCUCCUCGUCCUCAUCUUCGAUGAUGUUGUCAUCUGCUGCUGGGCUGAGCAGUGGCCCCUCGGCCUCGUGUGCCUCAUCAGAGCUGCGGGAUGACGAGAUGCUGGAUGCUCUGGAGGAGCUGGACCCGAAAGAGAGCAUGGAGACCAGCACCACUGAUGCUGAUGCUGAUGCUGCACCCAGGAAAAGGCCUCGAGUGAACCCAGGAGAGGAGGAGCUUACAGCAGGUGCCACCCCCAAGAGACGUGUCAUCAAGCUGGCAAGUGUGAGAGAGCUCCGAGAGGAGAUUACAGAGAAGAAUCACAAAGGUCUUCAGGAGAUGCUGCAAAACCUCACCUUUGUGGGCUGUGCCAAUCCCCGGUGGAGUGUGGUCCAGCAUCACACUAAACUCUACCUACUCAAUACCACCAAGCUGAGCCAAGAGCUUUUCUAUCAGAUCAUGAUCUAUGACUUUGGCAACUUUGGAGUUUUGAGAUUAUCGAGCCCUGCUCCUCUUUAUGAGCUGGCCAUGCUGGCCCUCAACUCACAGGAGAGCGGUUGGUCAGAGGAAGACGGGCCCAAGGAGGGCCUGGCCGAGUUCAUCGUGGACUUUCUGCGGAAGAAGGCCGAUAUGCUGGAGGAUUACUUCUCCCUGGAGAUAGAUCAGGAGGGAAACCUCAUUGGACUGCCUUUGCUGCUGGAUAACUAUGUCCCUGCAAUGGAGGGCCUGCCCAUGCUGAUCCUGCGCUUAGCAACAGAGGUGAACUGGGACGAUGAGAAGGAAUGCUUCCGUGACUUCAGCCGCGAGUGCGGUCAGUUUUACUCCAUCAGGAGUGAGUACAUACUGGACACUGAGACGGAGUCACAGGAUGAAGAAGUGGGUGCGUCUGAGGGCGCCACACCCUCGUGGCGCUGGCAGGUGGAGCACCUGCUGUUCAAAGGCUUCAGGACGCUCUUCAGUCCUCCCACACAAUACAGCGAGGACGGCAGUGUGCUGCAGAUCGCCAACCUGCCCGACCUCUACAAGGUGUUUGAGAGGUGCUGAGCUCCUACCCUGUACCCGGACGUAUACUGUAGGCUGCGGUGUAAUGUAUCUAUAUUAGAUAGAGCACUAAAAUCUGUAUUGGCGGCCCACUCGAUUGGUGGCCCACUCUAAAUACAGAAAAGACUUCUCUUGAAUCCUGGACAUUGUGGAAUGUUAUUUUAGAUUGAAUGGUGCUAAAAAUAUGUAUAUAUUCUAUAUUUUCUAAAUAAAACCUAAGCCAUUUGUUCA
Molecule: messenger RNA, 2587 nt
Organism: Sardina pilchardus (European sardine)
Lineage: Eukaryota; Metazoa; Chordata; Actinopteri; Clupeiformes; Clupeidae
Gene: mlh1
Product: mutL homolog 1, colon cancer, nonpolyposis type 2 (E. coli)
Exons: 19
Coding region: 140-2359 (739 amino acids)
Biological process (GO): mismatch repair
Cellular component (GO): MutLalpha complex
Molecular function (GO): ATP hydrolysis activity; ATP binding; mismatched DNA binding
Source: RefSeq, a predicted model, not a curated record